Messenger RNA from Anguilla rostrata (American eel), 1900 nucleotides. RefSeq names its product transcription factor AP-4 (activating enhancer binding protein 4) (gene tfap4). Gene Ontology annotation, molecular function: protein dimerization activity; RNA polymerase II cis-regulatory region sequence-specific DNA binding; DNA-binding transcription factor activity, RNA polymerase II-specific. Gene Ontology annotation, biological process: regulation of transcription by RNA polymerase II. Gene Ontology annotation, cellular component: nucleus. The record is from RefSeq and is a predicted model, not a curated record. Bases 1050 to 1862 code for a protein of 270 amino acids. The transcript is spliced from 7 exons. Lineage: Eukaryota; Metazoa; Chordata; Actinopteri; Anguilliformes; Anguillidae.
ACCCUUUAAAGAUGAGCCAUUUUUGUUAAUUACCUGCGUAUUGUGCUUUUCUUACCAGCAAAAGCGGUGUUGGUCUGCCAACGUGCUUGAUUGGAUUUGUAUGUUAUUGUGUACACCAGUAUACCCCUGGAGUGGGACCGAUAUAACUGUGGUUAAGACUGGGUUAAUUGUACUAAUUAGAUGCUGCACUGUUUGCUACUAUUAGGGGACACGAUGUAUUGCCGUUACCAUGUCAAUUUCUUUGUGAAAUCGAUACAUUUUGUGUGUAACAAACAUAAACCACGUGGUCUGAUCCUACACCACGCUGUUGCCCCGUCGCAAGGCUCCAGGGGGAAGCUGUUUGAUCAUAUCUUUUUCCAAAAAUACAAUCUUGUACCUCGCAGGUUUUUCUUCAUUUUUGAAUUAAUUACAAAAACCAAUAGGGGCUUAGACGAGCCUCUUCCACGUGCUGCGUGGUAAUGUUGCAACUGCUAUUAGUCCGAGCAUUGUGGCUUCGGGAUUACUGUUUCGCUAAACGGGGUUGAACGGGCUGAAGUUCUUGUGGGCAAAUGCGGCCAUGCUUGUGGCGUUUGCAGAGUGGUGUGGGCUCGUGCGUCGUCUCGCUUUUCACAUCCUGUUUAUUUCCACCUAGAAUUUGAUUUCGCGGUGGGGGAAAAUCACAUAAACGCUGUGCGUACGAUUAGGAAAUUCCGCAAAUGUGGGUUUUCCUUGGUUUUUAUUUCGGCGUGCGCGCCGUGUUGCACUGCGUCCAUUAUCCCCGCAGCUCUGCCAUGCUGCCGCAUGGACAGGCGUAGAGGAAGCCGAGUCGCAUUGUUCUAAUGGCGGAGAGCUCGACUGUGAUAUUUUUUUUUUUUUUUUUAAGCGCAAAUGCAGAAUUGUCUAACUGAUCUUAAGCUACGGACACUUGUUUUUUCCCCAAUCGAUUCCGUGCGAGGUUAUGGUAUUUGGCAACCGAGAGUCUGGCUAACAUCCCGCUGACCCCGGAGACCGCGCGCGACCAGGAGCGGCGUAUCCGCCGCGAGAUCGCCAACAGCAACGAGCGGCGGCGCAUGCAGAGCAUCAACGCCGGCUUCCAGUCCCUCAAGACCCUCAUCCCGCACAGCGACGGGGAGAAGCUCAGCAAGGCGGCCAUUUUGCAGCAGACGGCAGAGUACAUCUUCUCCCUGGAGCAGGAGAAGACCCGGCUACUGCAGCAGAACACACAACUCAAGCGCUUCAUCCAGGAGUUCAGCGGCUCCUCGCCGAAGAGGAGGCGCACGGAGGAGAAGGACGAGGGGAUCGGGUCCCCGGACAUCCUGGAGGAGGAGAAGGUGGAGGACAUUCGUCGAGAGAUGAUCGAGCUCCGGCAGCAGCUGGAUAAGGAGCGCUCGGUCCGCAUGCUGCUGGAGGACCAGAUCCGGUCUCUGGACGCUCACCUGUACCCUGAGAAGCUGAAGGUGAUUGCGCAGCAGGUGCAGGAGCAGCAUGCGCAGACGCAGUCUCUGCUCCGACUGCAGCAGCAGCACGAACAGCUGGAGAGGGAGUCCUCCCGCAGCCCAAAGGUGCUAGCCCCUGCCACUCCCCCAGCCCCCACCCACCACGCUACGGUCAUCGUUCCCGCACCAGCCUUGCCGCCGCAGCCCCAUCACGUCACCGUGGUAACCAUGGGCCCGACCUCCGUCAUCAACACAGUGUCCACGUCACGCCAGAACCUGGACACCAUUGUGCAGGCCAUCCAGCACAUCGAGGGCACGCAGGAGAAAGUGGGCGGGGCCGAGGACGAGCAGCGGCGGGCGGUGAUCGUCACGCCGAGCCGGCUGCCGCAGGAGUCCGCCGACUCGGACACCGGCUCUGAGGACCCAGAGGACUGUACACUGCCCUGAUCCCCGCCCGCCAGGGAGCGGGAGGGAGGGAGGGAGGG